AACAAUAAAACUCCAGAGGUUGAGAGUGAGGCGGCAGCCAAGAAUUUGUGCAAACGCGGGUGUGGUUUCUACGGCAGUGUGCAAUUUAACAACAUGUGCUCCAAAUGCUACCAAGAGUAUCUGAAAAGCGAAAAAUCAACUCAGAGUUCGAAAAACGUGUCUGCUGCUUACCCGGCUCUAAAAUCCAAUCAGUCGGUUCUGCUGAAUGAUCUGGACAUACUAAAAAAGGCUUCUCUCUCCCACUCUGAAACUUUCGCUUGCAAAAGGAAACUGCCCGCAUCCGAGAGUUCAGAAUCCUUGUUUUCAGUCGCAUCUUCUGAAUCAGAAAUAGUACCCAAAAGUGAUUCGGUUAACAUUCCCAAAGCCCAUACUCAACGUACAGUAAAUCGGUGCCAAAAGUGCAAAAAGCGUGUCGGUCUCACAGGCUUUCAGUGUCGGUGCGAGGGGCUGUUUUGUGCUCUUCAUCGAUAUUCCGACCAGCACGAUUGCACCUUCGACUACCGCAAACAGGGUCAAGAUCAGAUCGCUCGUGACAACCCCGAGGUGCGUUGUCCGAAAAUCCGCAAAAUUUAA
Hydatigera taeniaeformis is the source of this 573-nucleotide messenger RNA. NCBI's taxonomy places the organism in Eukaryota, Metazoa, Platyhelminthes, Cestoda, Cyclophyllidea, Taeniidae. The record is from the annotation of a GenBank genome assembly.